This is a messenger RNA of Hyaloscypha bicolor E, 1371 nucleotides long. RefSeq lists its product as uncharacterized. The record is from RefSeq and is a predicted model, not a curated record. Bases 1 to 1371 code for a protein of 456 amino acids. The transcript has 2 exons. Lineage: Eukaryota; Fungi; Ascomycota; Leotiomycetes; Helotiales; Hyaloscyphaceae.
AUGACCCCCUCGUCAUCGUGCUACUUUCACCCUCGAAAUGGAUCCUGUAUCAAUCCCUGCGCUCUGUCUGACCUGCACAAAGGUCCUUCUCAGCCUCUACCAAUACCUCGCCACAUCGAAGACCUAACCACUGAGCUUAGCAUCUUCAACUUUGUUCUUACACGACUCAAAGACCUGAUUGAGAGUCGACAAGAAAGUCAUCAAGAGCUCUUGCGGAAAUGGGUCGAUGAAUCGAAGGUUGUGUUUAAUGGGUGCCGGGACACACUUGGAAAAAUCGAGGCGCUGGUUGUAAAGUCUAAGAUCAAGACCAAGGACUAUUCAAUCAAGGGACAGGUGACUAAGUGUGUUAAGUGGCAGUGGAAGAAAGAAGAUGUUUUGGAGUUGAGAGUGGCGUUGGAGAGAUAUAAAGCGAGCAUUAAUUUGAUGUUGCAGAGUCUCAGCAGUGAACAGCUUGAUAAUGUAGCCGAGAUCAUGGAGAAGCUACAUCAGAAUAUUCUUCAGCUGCGGGAGAAUCGAAAGUUUGCCAAGGAGAUCCUUGAGGUCAUGAAGGAGGGCCAUCCGAACUUCGAGCAUCCAGAUGUCAAUAUCUCCUACAACGUGCCAGUGACGACCCGAACAGCUGCGACUCAGACUUCGAAAAUCCAGGAUGCCGGCAGUACCGUAAGCGGGAAAGUUGCUGACCGGAAAGAUCUUCCUACCUUUCGACUGUUUCAGAAAGAUCUGCAUUCCACCAUCGCUGCAAAGCGUUGGAAAGUGGCGGCUGUGAGCUUUGAUGGCGAGCCGGUUUCCUCGAAGAAUUUACCGAGACUCUUGAUUCAAGAUUGCGAGCUGGGACUGGUCAUCCGAGAAGGCAGGAUUGCAUGCAUCCAAAUAUUCGAUAUUCCGGAGGCAUUUAAACAGACCCUCAGACAAUAUGAGAGGGAGCGUGCCAAUCUCAGCAAGUUAACGCAGCCGGAUUAUCCCACUUGUCUGAGAACGUACUCGUCAGGAACGCUAUUUGUCGACUUUACCUUUGCCAAAGUGGAAGGUCGUGAGGGAUGGACGGUACACGUUGAUUCUGCAAGCCCACAGAGAGGGACUUGGAAACUUCGACCUGAUGGUGUCGUUGUGAAUUUUCGGUUUAAAGCCGCCGCCGAUGCGGAGAGCUUCUUUAAUCUCUUGGGGAAAGUAAAGGCUGAGGUUGAGCAUUCAUGGAACAUACACGUCAGAUCGUUUGUGAACGUUGAUAACAAAUACGAUGGGAACGCAGUCGACAUAACGAUAGCCGCGGCGAAUGAGGAGUACAAAUGGGGAAAUUAUGUGAGGCUGUAUCGCGAUUCGAGUCUUGGCUCCUUACUUUACGUAGGGGCCCGAGCAGUAGGACUGCGCUGA